Molecule: messenger RNA, 3145 nt
Organism: Wasmannia auropunctata (little fire ant)
Lineage: Eukaryota; Metazoa; Arthropoda; Insecta; Hymenoptera; Formicidae
Product: apoptosis-resistant E3 ubiquitin protein ligase 1
Exons: 16
Coding region: 198-2990 (930 amino acids)
Biological process (GO): proteasome-mediated ubiquitin-dependent protein catabolic process; protein polyubiquitination; positive regulation of protein catabolic process
Molecular function (GO): ubiquitin-protein transferase activity
Source: RefSeq, a predicted model, not a curated record
GAAUCGAAUUCGCGCGAGUUCUCCGCAGGGGAGAGAGAUGGAAGCCCCGCCGUCGGUUUGAACCAGAUGCGGAAAUCGACACCGACGCGACAGCGGUGAGCGGAGACGAUGCGACGUUAAGAACGACCGUACAAAGCUAGAAGAGGCUAUCGAGAAAGAGAAAAAGAUAUAUAUAUAUAGAGAGAGAGAGAGAAAUUAUGCCGGACAAAAAUCCCGGCUGCCGACAUGGACAACGCGAGAACAAAGAUUUUCUUGCCGGCGAAAUAUCAUCCAUCGGCAUGUCGUUGCGGCCCAGCGGGAGCGCAUCCUCCGGUAUCUCGACCCUCGCGAGUUGCGGCGAGGUGGACGCGCUACCCGAGCUGCCGGCGCAAGAUGAGGAACGUCUGCAGCGCGCUGCGCGCCUGCUGCAACAGCGACUGGUGCUACGUCAAUGGCUGAUGGACCAUGGCCUACAUCAUUAUUAUCAGAGGUUGAUGCAAAUGGAAGUUAUGUCCCUGGAGGACGUAUACUGGGUGGAGGACAAUGCGGCACGGGCAGCCCUUGGCAAGGAUCUACCGCGAUGGACCCAGGCUAGGCAGACGUUACCCACUUCGAAAGAAGACUUGGAAACUCUCAAAGCGGAUCUGUGGAGUGCCGUUGUAAAGAACAGCCAACACCAAGACGCUUGGACAUGGGGCGGUAUGCUGGUAGUUUCCGUGUCGGUGGCAGGGCUGGUUACCCUGGCUGCUAUGACGCAGCCCGCUCUGGCACCCGAAGCGAAACACUCUCUUCUCCAGUACGUCACAGGGAAAUAUUUAUUGCCGAGUAACUGCCGCGUUCAUUUCGAGUGGGAAGAGCCUCAGCUGGUCGGCGAAACGAUGACUUUUACGGUCAAAUUUUAUCAGCGCAACGGUCAGCCGUACCCGAUAUGUGACAAGGAUAAUUUGAUCGUCGAGGUAACGGAGGAUACGCGCAGAGUGGCCACGCUAAUAGAACUGGGAGGCACCGACCCCUUAGCUGCGAAUACUGCAGUAGUAAAGUUUACUGUCCGCCAUGCGGGACAAUAUCGCAUAGCUGUACUUAUCGGAUCGUGUCACGUUCAUGGCAGCCCGUUUCUUAAGAAUUUCCUCCCCGGUCCACCGGAUCCAAACAAGACGGUCUUUGUACGACAAAGUUCCACGGUCGUUUGUACAGCUGGGAUAGCCCAUUCGAUGACAAUAGAGCCACGUGACGAAUAUGACAAUCUGUGCAUAUUUGGGCCUGGAGAACAGCCUACAGAAGGCUAUAAUGUCAAUAUUACUCAGAUCGGUAGUGUAGUAGAUAAAGGCUCGAUGGUAGACUGUAGUAUUCAGCUCGACUACGAUUCUUCAAACCAAAGGAUUCGUUUAAAAGUGAGCUUUCCGAAAGGCGGAUGUUAUCACGCAACCGUUAGCCUGGCAGGGCUGCAGCUGCAUAAUGGGGAUUUUGAUAUCAUCGUGCUCGAGAAUUCUGUCGCGAGAAUGGUGCACAAUAACGUAGCGUCCAAGGAUCCGGAUAUCUGCUACGUCGCGAAAUUGCUGGGCAUGCAAGGAGAGAGAUUUUCCAAACCGAAGAAGGUCUUUUGCUUCAUCUCGCCUAAACAGCUUACGAUUAAGGAAUACUUGUUGAAAUUUAUUCCCAAGAGACUCGUAACAUUUAGACUAUGUCCUUCGACUAAGUUUCAUUUUGAAAGUUCGACUAAUCAGCACGAGGGAUACUACCCCUUCUCGAUAGACGACGGAUGCCAGCCUCCCGUCGAACUGAUAUCGCUGUACCGUGAUAUAAUUGCCGCCACUUUCACUUUGUUUCUCUUGAAAAACAUCGGCGGUAGCGAAACGUUCGCUGACAAGCAAGACUUUUUCUAUCACGAGGUCCGUAAGCAUCACCAGAAGCACUAUCACGAGAAGCUCUCGAUGAAAGUGCAGCGUGAUAAGCUUUUGGAAUCGUCUAUGAAAGCUACUAAAGGCUUUUCCGUGAGCGAUUGGUGCCGAAAUUUCGAAAUCACUUUUCAAGGCGAGCAAGGCGUUGAUUGGGGCGGCGUGCGACGUGAAUGGUUCGAAUUGAUAUGCGCCGCGCUGUUCGACCCGGGGAACGGUUUGUUCGCGUCGUUUGGGGAAUCGCAACAGGCAUUGGUGCACCCGAAUCCCAAACGACCGGCGCACCUUAAAUUGAAGCACUACGAGUUCGCCGGGCGUAUCGUAGGCAAGUGUCUUUACGAGUCGGCGCUCGGCGGGUCCUAUCGUCAGCUAGUACGCGCGCGAUUCACCAGAUCGUUCCUCGCGCAGAUUAUAGGACUCAGAGUGCAUUACAAGUAUUUCGAACAAGAUGAUCCCGAUCUGUAUUUGAGUAAGGUGAAGUAUAUUCUCGAGAAUGACGUUGAAGAAAUGGAACUGUAUUUCGUCGAGGAGGAAUAUGAUAAGGAUGGACAACUGUUGAAGGUCGCAGAAUUAAUUCCUGGUGGCAGCAAAGUUCGAGUGACCAACGAAACGAAGCUUCGUUAUCUGGAUGCGCUCGCUCAGCAUCGGCUCGCAAGCUCCAUCCGUAACGAGGUGGAUCAUUUUCUGCGCGGUCUCAACGAAUUGAUUCCCGACAACCUCUUGGGCAUAUUUGACGAAAAUGAAUUGGAGUUGCUGCUGUGCGGAACCGGCGAGUACAGCGUGGCAGAUUUACGCGCGCAUCACAUAGCCAACGGAAGCUCACCGGAAUUUCUCCGCGUGCUCGACUGGUUCUGGACGGCGGUGAGCAAUUUCACGCAGGAGGAGAUGGCGCGGCUGCUCCAGUUCACCACCGGCUGCUCGCAAUUGCCGCCCGGUGGAUUUCAGCAGUUGAGCCCGCGCUUUCAGAUCACGGCUGCACCGACAUUUGCUAAUCUACCCACGGCACACACCUGCUUCAACCAACUCUGCUUACCCGAUUACGAGUGCUACGAUCACUUCGAACGUGCGCUGCUGUUGGCGAUCAGCGAGGGCACCGAAGGUUUCGGCAUGAUCUGAACUCCCGGGGAAAAAUCACCCGGAGUUCCGGGGAGCCAUCGAACUUCUAGUCUGACUAGAAACUGUUGGUUAAAUCAAUUUAUGUAUCCAUUUUUCUCGAUAGCGAAAAAGCCUGUUCUCUGGACGGGGGUAAAAAAGAAAAAAAAAAGAGGAAA